Molecule: messenger RNA, 18169 nt
Organism: Wyeomyia smithii (pitcher-plant mosquito)
Lineage: Eukaryota; Metazoa; Arthropoda; Insecta; Diptera; Culicidae
Gene: Dop2R
Product: dopamine D2-like receptor
Exons: 11
Coding region: 2017-4023 (668 amino acids)
Biological process (GO): adenylate cyclase-activating adrenergic receptor signaling pathway
Cellular component (GO): membrane
Molecular function (GO): dopamine neurotransmitter receptor activity, coupled via Gi/Go; G protein-coupled receptor activity
Source: RefSeq, a predicted model, not a curated record
AUUUUGACGAGCCGCCAGUCUGUCUAGCGAGGAACCGUGACCGUGGCUUCAGUUGGCCAGAAUCCGUGUCGCUGUGAGGACACGCUCAUAUCCUGUACUCUGGUUUUUGCGGUCGGUUAGUCACUCGCUCGCUCGGGCGGUCGGUCGGUUGAACGGUCGGACAGUCGGUUAGCUGGUUUGUGUUUUAUCAAUUGGCUGUGUGAAAUUUGAAAGCAAAAAAAAAAAAAACGGAAACGUACUAUUCUCGAGGAAAGAUAGGAGGGCGAAUACAGCGGUUAAUUUUUUUUGAUCAUGUAAAGGUCAUGCUUUAAUUUCGCACCGCCUCUGUCGGCACAGAACAGACCACAUGCGGAUGCUGGGAGAUAACUAAAGAAUAUGGCUGUGUGUUUGUGUUUGCGUGUGCAGUCCAGCCCUCCAGCUUCUCCCGUGGCUGGCUGACAACGGUUGUUGUUUUUCUUUCGGUAAAAUGUGAAAGUACGACCAACUAGCGCAGCCCGUUUUAAUAAAUUAUUAUGUAACGAGGUGGGUGUCAUUGUUCUCCGUGCAGUCUCUUGUUGUUUACGCACAACAAGAGUUCCAUCCGCGGCAUGAAUAUCAGGCAGCGGGAACAGUAUAAAUAAACUCCUGGCAGGAUGUCAUUGUACACCCAUGCUGUAGGGCUCGCAGUGAUACAGUUCUCCACAGUAAGCAAAUUGAUGACAGGGACGAAAAAUAACAACACACAGUAACGUGUCUGACGGACCACCCGUGUGUGAACGGGCAGAAAAAAAAACCAUUGCCCCGUGCGUACCGUCUGCUGUGGGUCGCAAUAAAAAGCGGCAAAAAAAUAAGAGAUCGCAUCAUCGUAAAGGUGCGUGAAUUAUGGAAAUCAAUAAACAUCGGUUCCCUGGGGGGAGAUUCUCGGUGGCCGUAUGUCAUAUAUUUCUAGUGAAAAAAGCUUGCUAGCGGAAGCUAUUCGGGUCAAUAAAAUGGUUGUCAAUAACAUUCAGCUGCUUGAAUGAGGCAAGCCGACAAAAAAAAACGAAAACCUGCAAAAAGCAAAGUGUUUUCCUUCAUCGGAGCCAAGAUUGAUUAGUGGCCCAACAGUGAUCCGAACGUGAAACAGCUUCGCUGGCAAAUAUUGCGGCAUCGUGGCUUGUUGUAGGAGGGCGAAGAUAAAGAUCAUCUCUGCUGCUCGAGAAAGAAAGUGUACGUGCUUGUGCUAUUAUUUAUGAGCCGCCGUGAAUGGUGGCUGAGAAAAAUAAAGAAACCUUCGUUACCUUCACGGUGUUUCACAAAACAGCGAGAAAAUAAAAUCGUCUAGGAAAUGAUUGUUGAAAAUGGCUGAGCAAAGAUCUAAUUAAAACUGUGAGUGCUGCGUGAGAUUGUUAAAAAAAAGUGUGAAAAGGGUAUAACAUCAGUGCAACAAAAACAAGUGCUUAAAUAGCCAAAAACUGUGUUUCUGUCAGCGCGAGGUUGAACCCAACUCAAGUUGGGUGUUUCAUCAAACGUAAUGAGCGCAUAGUGAGGUAAACAAAAUUGAAGUACACUUUCAGUGAGGCAAGCCACCCACCCGGUAAAAUUCGUUUGCUCUGCUCAAGUUAUCAAAACAAAAAAAGCGGGAAGCCUACCAUCGGUGUUUUUUUGUGCAAUCCAAGACCGCCACUUCACGGGACAGGACGAACAACGCCCGGCUGCAGGAAUGCUGCUGCUCAAACAAACUGGCACUCUUCUCAUGUGGUGUCCCAAUAUGAAGGCUGACUUCGGGGAACGAGUCGUUCCGUGACGUGAAGUGCGUGAAACCUCAGAUAAGGAGUGAUACUUCAUAUCGUACAACAAAAAAGAAAACGAACACGCAUUGAUAUUGCUAGAGUGCCCGCUAAAAUCGUCGUUGCGCGGUUCGAGUGAGUGUGCCACCCGUCCCGUUCCGGUUCCAACGGGGUUCAGUGAUUCAUCGGUACCUGAGUAGUGUGGUGAAAGGGGGUGUGGGAUUUGUUUUUUCACUGUUCCGGUUGAAAGUGUUGGCAGACGAACGCCAUGGUGACGGUUAAUGAUUCCGCCGGGUGGGAUUCGCCGGACUAUUUUCGGUUGUUUAGUGAAGGAUCGCCACCUGUCAAUGACAACCGCCCGGGACGGUCCCCGUCGUUCCCGGGCAGUGCUGGACCGGCGGGAACCACCCAUCAGAAUGGCACAGGUGGUAGCAGUGCUGCCAACGGUGUCACCGAAAAUGGUUCGUCGGUGGCAGCUAUGACAUCCAAUGCCGCCUACCAGCUGUACUACGGAGACGAAGCCAGCCGGAACGAGUCGCACCUCGGGCCGGACGGUGCUGCUGUUGGUUCAAGGGAAGGGUACCCGGCUCCCGAGGGCAGUAAUUUUAUGCUACUCUUGGAGGAUUUUGGUGAAUAUUUUUAUAACUAUAAUGGAAGUGGUCCCGGGAACGACACCCUGCUUGGAACCGGUGGGCCAGGCUACCAAAUUAACUGUACGCUCGCGAACGCUACCUGCGGGGUGCCAAGUGAAGCUCACUACAACUACUGGGGUCUGAUACUGGUGCUGUUCCCGAUCCUGACACUGUUCGGAAAUGUGCUAGUGAUACUGGCGGUGUGCCGCGAACGGACUUUACAGACGGUCACCAACUACUUCAUAGUGUCGCUGGCGUUGGCCGAUCUGCUGGUUGCGGUCGUGGUGAUGCCGUUUGCCGUCUAUGUGCUGGUGAACGGAGCGUGGACGCUGCCAAAUUUCGUGUGUGAUUUCUACAUAGCAAUGGAUGUGAUAUGCUCAACGUCAUCUAUAUUUAAUUUAGUUGCAAUAUCAAUAGACAGAUACAUCGCCGUGACGCAGCCGAUCAAGUACGCGAAGCACAAAAACAGCCGCCGCGUGUGCCUCACGAUCCUGCUGGUGUGGGCGAUUUCGGCGGCGAUCGGGUCGCCGAUCGUGUUAGGAUUAAACAAUACACCCGACCGGGUGCCCGAUCUGUGCGUUUUCUACAAUAGUGAUUUUAUAGUGUACUCGUCGCUAAGUAGUUUUUAUAUACCGUGUAUCAUAAUGGUCUUUUUAUACUGGAAUAUUUUUAAGGCUCUCCGAACUCGAGCGAAAAAGCAACGGGCCGCCCGCAAGCCCCACAUAUCGGAAAUCACCGCUGGCGGUAGCCUGAUCGAGAACAUUGCUCAAACGAAGAUAGCAGCGGAAACACAAAUGGACGGCAGCACCAAGAGCGGCUCGUGCAAAAUUCUGCCCGACGAGCCGCCAACGAAUACGGCGUCCGGUUCGAACGAGGAAGACGACGAUAAUGCUGGGUCCCCUGACAUUGAUGACUGUCAUGUGAUUGUGAACGAUAAAUCAACAGAAUUUAUGUUGGCCACGGUCGUGGAAGAAGCUGGAAACGUGGUAGCGCAAAUCACGACAACGCAGAUUCCCUCCGAUCCGAACGGAAAUCACGACUCGGGCUAUGCGGCCUCCAGUAUAGGGGAUGUGCUGGCAGUGAACGCAACCCCGCCCGGCAGCCCCAACGUGGCCGCCACCGUAAUUGUAAAUAAAAACGCUACGCUUAGGAGUAGGAAUGGCUCACCAAGGAAGGAAGCAAGUGUGACACUGAAACCUCUGUCGCUGGUCCGGUGCGGGGUGCAGCAGGCCUUAACGCUCAAUCGAAACGACUCGACGCUAUCAACGAAUUCCAACACGAGGGACGGCACGAUGAAGGACAAGAAGAACACCCAGCAGGCAACGAGCAGAUUUACGAUCUACAAGGUGAAUAAGGCAUCCAAGAAAAAGCGGGAAAAAUCCUCGGCGAAAAAGGAGCGGAAGGCGACGAAAACGUUAGCGAUAGUGUUAGGGGUAUUUUUAAUCUGCUGGGUGCCGUUCUUCACCUGCAACAUCAUGGACGCAAUGUGCACCAAGCUGGACAUGACCUGCCAGCCGGGUGUGACGGCCUUCAUCCUGACCACCUGGCUCGGCUACAUGAACAGCUUCGUCAAUCCGGUUAUCUACACCAUCUUCAACCCGGAGUUCCGGAAGGCGUUCAAAAAAAUCAUGCACAUCGAGUGAGUGCGGCAAAUCGCGCCGGGCGGCGGUCCCGGCCGGGGGCCACGUAGCGACGAGAGAGGAGUAUCCCGAGAGCUGUCGUCCGGCGGGAUGGACACGAUGGGUUUGUCCAGUGGAGCCAUCGAUGGGCACGGUUCGGCUGCGGUUGGCUGGCAUCAGAACACGGACAGAAUCGAUGAGAGAUAAGCGAUGAGCGAUUGGGUGGACAAUGGGAAGGGCUGUUAGCUGAAUGUGUUUAGAGAAGGGCAAACGGAUGGCUGUGUGUGUUUUUCGUUGCUUCUUCUUCUGGUUAGUUUUAAGCUGUUGCAACCGGAUAACAUAGGUACUGAAAGAUGAAAAUUCCAAGAAUGAAGUGCUCGGAAGUGAAAGUAUCCGGGAGAUUUUAACGAUAGAAUGCUUCCCUGACGUUGAUCCUGGUUUGCGGAAGCACUAACAAAUGAAAUUUUUUACCAUUUAGAAGAGAAAAUUGACUGCUUGUUUUCUACAUAUACCGGAAUGGUUUACCAGUGAAGUUAGCUGAUCCAAAUGGUCAAGUAAGUCACCCUGAGUUUAAUUUGCUCGUGACACUAUCCUACAAACAGUUAAAUACGAGUCGUUGAAUAUUAAAAUGUCGCUGAUUGAAGGUAAAUUUUGAAUUUUGAACCUAAAAAUGUAUGUAGUUGCUCGAGAAUUCAAGAUUUUUUGAAUUAUUCAAAUUAGGUACCUACUACUCAAUCCAGUUUUGAAUGAUUUUACCCGUUUCUUAGUGCAAUAAUUUAUUCUUUAUAAUGUGAAAACAGAAAACCAUAGUUUUGUCAUAUGAUCUUACCCAUUUUAGAUAAUGAAUUUAAAAAUGCUGACACAUUUAAGCUUUUUUGUAGGUUUUCUUGCUUGUAUCUAGAACAUUUUUUUUUUCAAACUUUUUCUGUGUUUGAUAACUUCGAACAGUUAGCUGAAAAGUUAUUGGUUAUUUAAUUAUGGAGGAAUAAGAGAAAAAAAGUCAAAUUAUCUUGAAAAGAAAAAAAAGGCUAAAAUGGCUCAUUAAAUACUCCCAAAAUUAUAUACCCGUUAGCACAAAAUAGAGUAAAGUCUUUUUUUACAUGUUUGUUUUUACACGGUUUUAUUUUACACGGUUCAUUUUUACGACGAUUUUCCAAAUAACGCGAUUUUUUUACACGGUUUUUUGCACUUUUUUUCAUCUUCGCGUAAAAUUGUUACAGUAAGUAACAGUAACGGUUACAAACUAUAGUAGGCUGUUUUUUACACAGUUUCAUUGUUACACUGUUUUAUUUUACACGGUUUUAUUUCACACGGUUUUUUACGACGUUCUUCCAAAUAACGUGGUUUUUUUACGACGUUUUCUCAACUAACGCGUUUUUUUUUUCACACGGUUUUUUUUGCACGGUACGUAGGAUCGUGUAAAAAAGAACUUUACUGUACUUUGUGUUGAUAUAUGAACAAAAUUUACUGAGCCGAGUGCCGAUUAUUAAAAAAAUAUGUUUUGGGAUAAAACGGAUUGUUUUAAACCGAUUAUAAUGUUUUCGGCAAAGUCGUAGAUAAUAAUUUUAUUUUGUUCUCUUAAAAAAUCACAGGAGGGUUGUGUGCAAAGCCACGACCGCAAGGUUGAAAUAGAAUACCUUUACAAGAGAGAUAAAACCGGCUGCUUGCGUGUCAGUCAUUUUUCCUAGUAAAUAAAUGUUGACCGCUCAUUAGCAGUAUUGAAAAUUCUGUGCAAAUGAAAUUGAAGUACUACUCAAUUUCAGUUUGCACAUAUAAAUACGACCUCACUGAACAGGAAAAGUACAAACUCUUUGCGGCGCAAACAAGUUUCAACAGUUAGAGUAUAUGUACAUGUGAAUUCAAAUUAAGAUAAUUAACUUUUGGUUAAAGCUCAGAACAAGAAAAUAUUAAAUCUUCAAUUCAUUUGUUUGGUUGUCCUAAAAAGGACAGUUUGUUGUUGAAUUUAAAAUCGGAUAUGACGCUGAUUGCAUCUCUGUGUUACGCCGAUAGCGGGAGUUAUGGUGAGCUCGCGUAAUACGAAGGUAUCGUAUUACCUGUUUUAUUGAAUGGGAAAAAGAGGAAUAUUGUAAAAUUUUGUAAACAUUUGACUCAAACAAUAUUACCAAAUCGUAGUCAGGCACUCUGAUAACAAAGUUGAAGGCUGUUUCCACACUGAAAAACAGACAGCCAGCAGAAGUUUUGAUUGCCAAUAUCCAGAAUGCUUGUGUGCCAAAAUAAGGCAGAGCUUCACCAGAGGAAGGCCGAAACCCUCAACCGGCAAAGAUGCUCCGAUAGCAGAUAAAUAGUGGUUUCGCAUUCAGGAACGGCAUCGUUGUUAAGGGUUAAGAGUUAGGCAGAUGUCCGUGGAGAACUUUUUCCAACUUUAAUGCCAGAACAAAGCAGAAAUUUACUGGAGGAAGGCCGAAACCCUCAACGGCAAAGAUGUCCUGACAGCGAAAAUAUGUGCUUUUUGAUGUAUACUUCACACGGGCUGUACUGUCUGUUUCGGCCACUUUAUAGGUGGAACAAAACGAUUUGGCAGGAUGGCGAAGAAAAGAAAGUAAAAUUCAGAAUCGUUAACUAUUAAUUUGCUUUAUGUUAUGAAUAAACUUACCAGGUACUGUGAGUAUGGACAGCGUCGGUCGGUGGUACGAAAAGUAAGAACAGUAUCUUUUACACUCAGCACGGAUACUCCGGCCGAACGUUAGAUCAAGGCAUAAUCCUCCGAGAGUGGUCGCUUGAGUUCGGUCUGAGACUAAGUCCAGGUAGAUAAACUUCUUCAUAAAGUCGAUUGAUUUUUUUUUUUUGUUGAAGUCACCGGUGACGAGAUGAUCGACAUUGUACAUCGUGUAUACACCAUUAGAUCCCACACCAAGAAGUAUUUCUUCUGUGCGGUGGUUGUGCUUGGUGAUAGGUACAUGACUAUCCCGACAAUUACUAAACUUUUGGAUCAUAUGGGGAGCCGCUACUGUACUUGCUUCAUUCUUCUGGUAAAUGGCCACACCCGCAGCUCUGAAAUUGGGCCGUUUCGAUUGAGAGAUGCAGGUAUAUCCUUCUAUUUCAGCUGUAUUUUCGUCAUCCUGCCACGUUUCACUGGGCGCUAAGAGAUCUCCGGUCAUCAGCACAUGAUCGGUAGCGAUAUCUAGUGCAUGUGCAGCUAAGCUUUGAACGUUUGCUGAUAUCAGUACAACGCCUGCGGUUUUAUUGGCAACAAACUCCACCAAUUCAUCCGCAAUUGUGCGCAGGCGAUGAUUGGACAACCGCUGCAAUUCGGUUCGAAGGGACAACAUCUUUUCCUUAUUGCAUCCCCUGGCAUGGUGAAAUUUGGAAUCGUCCUUGGCACUUGUCAAGAACAACCCAUCGAUGGACAAUACUCGCGAGAGGGCAACAUAGACUAAUUGUUGUUCCUGCCUUUUAUCGUAGUGAAAUACGAUUUGAGGAUAGGUUCCUCCCUGGGACUUAUGCACCGUAAGAGCGCAUCCACUAACAACUGGGAAUUGAGCACAACAUUUUACACCAACGACAUCGACUUUUAGGUUUAGGUAUGUUGGCGGACCUUUCUUGAUUGGUGUCCAGUUUGGCUGCAAGAUGCCUGGCUUAGAUUGAACUAGGGGCCUGGAUUUCACUCUUAGCAUCGCACCAAUCGCAUCGCUCUCGAACUGGAACCACAAUCGGAAAAUCUGCUGUUCCGGGCCUAUCGCUCCAUUGACGAUGGAGCCUCGACAUCGUUGUUCGUAGUGACAAUGACAAUUGCAUUCCGAUGAUGAGAUGCAACAGAUACGGCAAACCACCGGCAGCAACAACGCUCAUUCUAUGCAGCUGGUUUCUAGCACUUGCAAGCUGUUCGUCGCUCCGAUACCCGCUUAAUACAUCUUCUACGACACAGUCUUCGCCUUCUCUAUCCUGUAGGAUUGCCUUAUUGUACCGGUCCACAUCGAUGUUUUGGUGAAAGAUCCUCACGGCGUUGGGCACAUUCUCCUUACACCAUUGAGCUGAGCGGAAGCGGCUUUCGAUGAGCUUCUUCUCGUCAUCUGACAAUCGUUCGCCAUUCCCGAUCUUCGUUAGAGCAGAAGAGAAUUGUUCGUCACUUUGCCGCAUUACUCGAACGAGGGGAUGAAACUGCAGCGAUUGCCAGAGCACAGCACCGUGUAUCGAAUUUGUGGGACGACGGAAAAUAUUUGUGGCGUUCACUGGUGGAAGCUGGCGAAGGUCACCAACCAGUAUGAUGUCUAUUCCACCGAAGGCAUCGUCGUAUCCACCGGUAAUGUCUUGUAGUCGGGAAUGCAUCGAGUUCAACACAUGUGCACUAAUCAUACUCAUCUCGUCGACAAUGAUGGCCCGAACGUUCGCAAAAGCAUUUCUGUACCACUGCAACUUCUGGAAGCUAAGCUUUUCGUUGUGCCUGCGUGACAUGGUUAAGCUGAAUGCAGAAUGGACUGUUGUUCCACCAAUCGCAACGGCAGCUUUUCCAGUCGAAGCACACGCAACGUACGCGUUGUUUUGCGUAUUAUGUGCUUGACUGAACCGAUUGUACGUUUCCAUCAUGACACGCAGUGUAAAUGUUUUGCCGCUUCCAGCUGGACCAGUGAAGAAAAUUUGUAGCGGUUUUCGGGAGUCAUCGAAGCAGUGCAAACUGUGAAUUACAUGCAAAAUCAGAGCUCGCUGCUCGGGAUUCGUAGCUCGCACCAUUUCGCAGUAAGCUUGUUUGCUCAUCACACUGUCUCGUUGCUUGACAACUGCAGUUAACGCAUGGAUCGGCAAGCUUUGAAUGUCAUCAUCAUUCGGCUGCAUAACGUUCGCACGAACACGUUCGUCAUUCAUCCCAGUUGCGGCAUACUGCUCCUGAUCUGCGCUUGCAAUACACGUACGGAAAUACUCUUAAACCGUGUGCUCAAGGUUUAACUCACAGUCGUAUUCCUUUCGCUUCCUCAUCGACGCUGGUUCGUGCUGAUUAAACAACUCCAGAAAUUUGUUGCAAUCAAUUACAUCACACACCUCGUUGCGAAACGGAAGAAAAAAAAGAACCAUCUCUCGCUUGUAGUCGACCUGUUCCGUCAUGGAAUACGUGCGCCAGCGCAGUACGCGGGCAGUGGCUCGGCGGCUAUACGUAUUUGCUGUUUUCUGCACUUUCGAGUAGCACGAUGCAAAAUCAGCAAGACAGACAUCAUCCAAUCCCACGCGUGCCUCAUACUUCCGAAUGAUGUUCGUUGUCCAGAUGUCGACGGAAUCAUCGACAAUGCCUUUUUCGUCCAUCCGCUUCGUGCGUUUCCUGACUUUAGUUCUCUCUUGAGGCCACAUACCGUGCUGGAUCGAAAUCCGUACACCUAAGCACAUGAUAAUCUUCGACGGUCAAUAUAAAAUCAAGAAAUCACAUAUUGCUUUAAACUGACAUGAUUACUUAUAGGUCUACUUAUAUUUUAUCACUAUUUUCCAGCAAAAUGAUUGAAAUCACUCCGAAACUCGAAAAAAUCAUGGUUUAAUAGAACAUGUUUUGAAUCGAAAUCCGUACACAGUUUUUUGUCUGAAUCAAAACCCGUACACUUUUGAAUCGAAAUCCGCACACACGCGAUAUAGACUGGAUCAAAGUCCAUACAACAAUAAAUCAAACUCCAUAUAGAUGAAGAAGUACAAAAAUGAACAUCUUUUAUUUGUAAUUAAUCUUUAAAUUACCGAAAAAGUAUAUUUGAGAAUCAACUGGCUCCUAAAGUUUCACACGGUUUUCAAAUUUUUGAUAUCAGCUGAAAUAGAGCAAUUUUCGUAGCGUUUCGUAGUAACCGGAACGCCGGAACCUCUCGAAGCUUCCCGGUACGACUUUCCCUUGCGCACCUCAGUCACAGCUCGUUUAAAAUUGUUUGCCGUAUAUUUAUACUUGUUUUCUUCCAUUAUUUGCUGAAAACAAGAAGAAAGUUCAACAAUAUAUGCAUGAUACACACGCUGUACGGAUUUCGAUUCAAGCAAAUAAAAAGAAUCAAAAUCCGUACGGCACAGUUUUUGUUGAAUAAAUACAACUUACACUAUUUAUUAGGCAAUAUACAGUUCGAAAAUGACAAAGACUUACCUUUUCCAUCAAUUUUAAAAAGAUUCACAGAGUAAAACACUUAUAUCCCACUUGAAAACCGUUUUUAUCUGAAGAACGUUUCCUUAGUAAAUUCUCUAACGAUACAACGAAAUGACAACUGAAACCGAUACACGAUUGAUUUUUCAUUUUUAAUAUUUUUAUUUCAUGGCCUACUGGCGCAUAGUUUAAUUUAACAGAAGGCCAACAACUCAACGGAUAUGUACAUGUAACUAUCAUAUGAAUUUUCACUUUUAUAAUGCUUAAAACUGAAGGAAAACAUCAAGGUGUACGGAUUUCGAUACUUUACGGGUUUCGAUCCAGCACGGUAGUCGGAAUGAACUCCACAUACCUGCUAGCUAUGGACAUUGGCUGGCGAAGAAGAUACCAGGCUGCUUCCUGAGCAGAUAUCUCAACGGAAUUGAGCAUCUUGAUGCUGACCUUCUAGAGCAGUGACUGAUAGUCCAAAUCAGGGAAUUCUUCUUGCAGUUUUACAAGAUCACGGUGUAGACUACUUAUACCACGAUUGGUCUUGUUCACAUACUCGACGACGUAGGCAGCACAAGAGUACUCAUCAAGGUUGAACUGGAGAUCCAUGUUCGACUGGAGGACGCUGGCGAUCCACGGGUUGAACGUAUUCGUUCACAACUCCGUCAUUGAUCGUUUGACCAGAACGGUGGGCCGACUCAUCGAUGAGCGGAUGACAUCGAGGUAGCAAUCAUACGAACAUUCGCAGUCGUCCAGAAAUUGGUGGAACGUAUCAAAACUUUUGGUCUCCAGAACACCGUGAAUCUCGCUGGCCCGUUUCCUUAGCUGGUUACGGCGUCUAUCGUCACAUCUAUGGGCCAGUAAGGGAUGUUGAAAAGGCAACUUUUCUCGCCCCGUUUGAAGCAGGUGAAAGUGUGCUUAUGCACCUGAUUCGCAUAUUGAACAGGCAAAUCAACUGCUUCAACCGGACAUAGAUUAUCUAUGAGUUGAACAGUAGCGGGCAUGUUUUCCGAAACCGCCUCCUUUGGAUCCAUGUCCAACCACAGAAGAAUAUGUGCGUGGGGGUUGCCGCGAUGUUGAAACUCUAUUCUUUUAAAAUAUUCCACAACGCGAAGCUGUCCGAACGGGCUAUAUCUUGACGACUGCAGGAGCUGCAUGAUAACAUCAACCAGCUUUUUGAAGUAAACGCAGCAAGUCACCGGAUCCUGGUUUACAAGAGUCGCUCGUUGUAGUGCCGUUAGAUGCUGAAUAUCAGUUAAAUAGACUCUGUUGUAUCCACCUGACGAUAACUUCUGCAACGUUCGCAACAAAUGGGGCCACAUUUUUCGCUUGCACUCAAGGUGAGGAACAUCGUCGGCUUGCCCAGCUGCCGGAUCAAAGCGAACACAUCGUGCUUGCGUUGCUGCCAGUACUGCACCGAAUUCUGGAUCGACUUCAAAAAUGACAAGUUCCGGUCACUGCUCCAGAAACUGCCUAUCAUUAAACAUGGCGCGCGUAAUGUUUGCUGUUGCCAUACACCGAAAGGUGCAUUGAAGACCGUCACUAACUCGCAAACGUAGUAUCUUCAUGGCAACAUACAGUACAUGUUUCGGCGCCGCUGCUCGUCGAUCACGGCGGCGCAGUUCGCUGGUGGCUACCAUAAACGGUGUAACUCGCACUUCUGGGUUGAAGGUUCUCGGGCGCCCCAGGUAAAUGUCUGGAAACGACAGCUCCUCAGCGUGCUCAUCGAAAAUAAUUGACAAUGGCACUCUGAUUGGCCAGGUGCUAUCUCUAGACAUUUGUCUUCGUUCCAGAGAAGAGUUUGCUGCUGCCCUAUCAGCAACUCGACGUCAUUGUCACCUUCAACCGUCUCGAUAGCAUCAGCAUUGCCAGGUGUGGAAGAUCAGAAUCAACGGCACGCAGAUUAUCCUCGUUGUACGUGAUUCCGUACCGACGAUACAGGGGAGUAUCCUGCAAGUACUGCAAGCAGACCUUGACAGUCUGCUUUUUCACAAAUCCAGACAAGUAACUGGAUUUAUGAAUUAUGUGCUUCUUCAUGGAAACAUUGAUUGCCCUGUCGUCGUCCAGCUGGCGCGGGAGAUCCUUCACCAUCUGAUCAACAUCCACGGGUACAUUAAUUACUUGACCGAUGAUUUCGUAACUCCUCCGCUCACCUUCCCAGAAACACUCUUUUAUAGCCGAAGGGUGCUACGUAAUAAGCCACGCUUUUCAGUUCAGUUUUACUAUUUCCUAAUGUUCUUUAGACCAAUUAUUCCACAAUUCGCAUUUGAUUUUUGUAUCCAGCGAAUAAACACCUGCUCUCACACACGCAACGGUUUUAACCCGUAUCUUAUGGCGGUUUGUUGUUGCGUGUUGCAUCAUGUUGCAACUUGGCAGCUGGGAGACGACGAAAUUCUGUUGAUGCUGAUUGAUUGAAUCGACUUCAUAUUAGCUCUGCAUAGUCGAACUAACUGUCUUUGUGAAUGCGUUCUAACAGGGCAGUUUGUUAUUCGAAGUCGGUCAUGCUGAUCGCAGCCUUUGCGUUGCCCCUACAGAGGGGGGUUUACUAAAUAAAGUAAAAAUUAGACAACUACAACAGAAUUUGAUUGCAUCCCACACAGAAUGUCUGCUUGUGUUGAUGCCAGAAAAUUAUUAACCUUCAACUACUUGUUUAAUUGCCUUGAAAAAGGCAUUUUGCGAAUAAAAAUCGGUUGCUGAUCGCAACCUUUGAGCUGCCCUAACAAAGGAGGAAUUAAGAUACACGGACAACAUGCACUGUGGAAGCUAUUUCACAUUCAGUAAAUAAGACGGGCGCGACAAAUUUAAAUUGCUAGGAUCCAACACAGAAUCUUGCUUGCGUUGUCAAUAAUAAUUAACUUUCAAUGACUUGUUUAUUUGCCUUCAAAAGGCAUUUUGAUUUCCAAAAUUGGAUUUCCUGAUGGCAAUCUUCAUGCUGCCCCAACACGGGGGUAAUAAUGGCAGUCUGGCGACACAUGCUGAGAAAAACCGCGCUGCUUCUGAGACGUGGUGACCAACCACAGGGCUAGUGCUGCUGUUAAGGAAGGACGACUGCUGUUGUCGCUGUCUAGUACUAUUAUGAGCGACUUCGGCUAAAACAGGCUCCUAUAUAGGCCAAAUAUCAUAUUUUCAAUUGCAAGGUAUAUGAUUCCGUCGACCGUGCUUGGGAAGCAAUCAUAUAACGACCAAUCAGAGGUCGAAUUUUUCGAUUUGACAAGGCUUGACUAUUUUCAAGAGUACAAUAGUGUGAAUAAUAAAAUUACAAUUAUCUUAUUUUGGGAAGAAUCUUAGAAGAUUUUCCAAUCUAUUGCUGCAAGAACGAAGGAAAUCCAUCGAAUACUAACCGAUUUAUUAGCAUUUGAAAUUGGACAUGUUUUUCACUUUUUUCGGUUUUAGAUUUUCAUUUUACAUCCCUAUGUGGCCGAACUUCCUGAGAGAAGUAUUCUACUUCAAAAGCAUUGAGCGACCAAUCAGUGGUCGACAUUUGCGUUUCGACGAGGCUCGACGAUUUUCAAUGGUACAAUAUUUUAGACAAUCAGAUUACAAUUUUUUGCAUUUGGACGGGUGCUUCAAAAAUGACGUAAAUCGGUUGGAAACUGACUGAGUUUAAAACGUUUGAAAGUGGACAAUUUUCGUGACGCUCUCGAUGUUUUCAGUUUUUGAAAUUGGAUCCCUGUAUAUGUGGCCAUAAGACGUAAUUCUAUGUCAAAAUCAGCUAUUCAGAAUAAAUAAAACUACUCUGUGACCAAAACACAAAACAAUCAUUUAGUAACAGCUGAUAUUCUUGACCAAAUUGCAUUCAGGGUUACAAAGCGCUUGGCUUUCACAUUCUGGGCAUAUUAGAGGGGGGAGAGGGGCGGUUGCUAUUUACGCUAAGAAAUCGGCCGAAUACAACAUUAGAUCUAAUGAAUCGUGUGAAAACGAUUGCGCUCCUAAGAAUAUCAGAUAUAACAGGCAUGAAGCAUAUGGCAUCUCAUGAAAAGUACGGUUUAAGCAUUAGCCAAAAAAUAAAAAGUUAUUUCGUUGAGUUGAUCAAUGAUCCUCACGAGAUGAUACAGUCGAAACACAAAAACUCGAAUUUUGAUGGUUUACAUCCAGUGACCUUUACCCAGUUGGUCUCGACGUACUGUUACGUUACUUGUCAUGAGUACUUUCGGAGAAUUCUUUACCGGGUCACUGGUUUCCGAACUACGCUAGACCGGGGAAGUAAAGACCUUAAGGGUAUCCAGCAGGACGGACCUCCGUCCUGAAAGACAUGAACUGCUCAGAUGUACGUUAUUAUGUGUUGUCUUUAUUGCACAAUGUUGCCCUUAUAUAAUAGAUGUACAAUGUUAGCUUAACCUAUCUCAAUGGUAGAAAGAAAGAUCACUUUGUUCAGAAGUGUUUUAGGCAACAAAAUUGUCUAUCUGAAAAUGUUAUUUAAAAAAAUCUGAGAAGACCAAUUGCCUCACUAUCAUUUUUUGGUUUUGAUUUUUUUUUUGUGUAGGAACACAGAAUAUUUUCUUCAAUAACUAGUUCAGUCUAUUUCCUGAAAAUUAUUACUUGAACACUUUUCUGUACCUCUUGUCAUUUCCGAAUGGUUAUGGUCUCAGAGGCAAAAAACGUGAAACCGCGUCAAACAUGAAACAUUUUUUGUUGGAACCUUUUCUUCAGUUUUUUUUUUUUUCAAAAGAGUUUUGGGUAGCUAAAUUGUCUAUCUAAAAGUAUUUAUUUUCAAACAAGUUCAAGAUGACGGACUUUUUUUAGAAUCACACUUUGUUUACGGAAUGAAUUCUUUUUUUGAGUAGUACCUACUCAAAUUCAUUUUUUCUAUAUUUUAGAAUAAGAGCUCACACCAUUCACUAGAAGCUAUUCCCUGACAACGUUUCUCUAUCUCUUGUUAUUAUUAAGAAAUAUGGAUUUAUUAGAAGAAAACCCGUUUCAAAUAUUAGUACAAAUAAAUUGUAAAAAAAAUCAAAGUUGCUUACCUUCACACCCACAAAGAUUUAUUGAAUUCAGAAAGGGUGUUACCAGCCCCUCAGUCAAAUAAGCGUUAAAUCGUUCUAUUACAAACUUUGAUUCGUAGCGCAAUUGAGUAUUGCGAGCAGAAUUAGCGAGGUUGGAGUCUUGGUGAAAGAGCACUUUGCACCCUAAUUUCAACGUCUUACUCAUCCAAUAAUGUACAAUAAUACGGUUUAUUGAUUGUUUUACCGUGUUUCAAGUAGUCCAUGAUUAUCACAAAUUCCGUAUAGUAGCCAAUAUUUUAUAGACUGAUUGUUGCGUUAUGGAGCGUUUUGAAAGACUCUCACCAGGUAAAAGCAACUCUGAAGUGUAGUAGUAAAUCCAUGUUUCUUUCAUUCUCACGAAUCAUUUCAAAAUUUGUUUCCUAUAUGAUCAAUGUCAGAUUCUCCGUCGAAUGUUUGAAUGUUUGUCGCUUUGAUUAAUUGUUGAGGAACGCCGCACUCGUCGCUCGAAUAGCUUUUCAUGUGUGAACAUUUAUGAAUUAAAUGUCCAACAUAUUCCAACAAAAAACGAAGAAUAAAUCAUAAAAUUCACAGCACUUGCGAUCGAGUCGAUGGUUCAGAAUCGCACAUCGAAUGUAUAUAUUGGAGGAGUUUUUAAUUUUCCACCGUGUAUUUACUUUUGAGACAGUUGGGAAAUGAAACGAAAAGUCCAAUGUUGUUUCUUAAUUACAGGAGUUGGUUUGAAUCUUUCUCGCCAGCAACUAACAAUCUUCGAAAAAGACGUCGAAAAAGUUAAUUGUUUUCAUAGCAGCUUUUUUCUCCGCAAAAGAAAAGUUCGCUGAACGCAAACUAGAGGAGUUUUGUUCAAUUUUUUCGCCGUUGUAUACAAUUUAACAAGAGAAGCUCAAAGUUUUGCUUCACUGAAAAACUCAGCCAUUCGUAGCGCUCAGCCCAAGCACAUCCGGCUGGGGAAUAGUUGUGCCAAACUAAUUGCGGCAGAUGGUGAACAAAUGGAUGAAGAAAAGGGCUUCCAGCAGCCAAGCAAAGGCAAAGACUCAAUAAACCGUAACAAAACUAGAAAAAAAAAAUCAGAACAACAACUACACGGAACUCAAACCUAGACCAAGAAUCAAAAUUAGAAACUAUAGAGAGGCUAUUCGUACAAUAGGUGUCCACUACAAACUCACUUGUCGAGACAAGGAGCCACUGUACAAAGCUCGUAGUAUCGCUGGAAAUAAAGGUAACUCCUACCUAAGUAGUAAGUGUAUCGCACUGGAAGGUAGUCAAAUUUUUGUACUUAAAAGCAACAGCAUUAAUCGUAGCAAACUUUCAGUAUUAUGUACAUACGUAGCAACAUUAACGGGAGAUUCCAGAUAUAUGAAAUUAUAUUAACAAAAAAAAAAUACUCGAUAGCGAAUAAACUAGCAAAACAAAGAAGCUGGGGGAGAGGCCAGACAAAAAUGUACAUUUCAACUCUCGCAUCAACUACAAGAAGACGUAAAAGUGAAAAAAAUGCAUUCCAAGAAACGAAAAUAAAACUAACAAAAAAAGGCGCCAGCUUACCUACUCAUACACGAACUCAUUACAAAACUAAACAAAACAAAAAAAAAUAUCAAAACCCACACGGUCAGACAAAAUUCCGUAGCUGUUAGGAAGUCUAUUUGCAAAGAGGCUGAAUCGAUCUGUACAUAGCGGUACCAUCGCGUACUCGGCAGAGGUGGAGAAAAACGGUGUAUGUAUAGCUUAGAACUCUGAUAAAGAAAACCAAAAACCAUUAAGGAGUAAAACCAAAAGUAACAACUCACGAAGUUAGUGCUAUUUUUCUACCAAAAUUACUUUUCUAGGUUGAUACAUAUUUUUCGACUUCCAUUGCAAAAACAAAAGAGCAACAAAAUAUUCUCGCGAAGGAGAGCUUCUUCUGUUUCUAUCGUUAGUGAAGUAGAACAAAGCAAAUAAACCAACAAACUAAUCAAAGCAACUAAUAGUAGUGUGUAAUGGAACGGAGGAUGAUCCCUAUAAUUACCAACAAUCGAGAUUUGUGGCAUGAAAGGGGGAAAGGGGGGCUACGAAAUAUGAUCAGACAAUUUUAAAGCAACAAGAGUAAAAAAAGGGAGAAAAAUCAUAGCCAAUAAUCAAACAGCAGAAUGAAAAUUUCUAGACUUUCAGUACAAAUUAUCACUAAAUCAAAACUAAUAAAAUUAUAUAUAAAGAAUUCAGCUUAUCGAACCGGUUGAGCAAAUGAUAACUAAAAAGGAAUUGAAGGAAACUUUGCUGAGAGCAAAUGUAAGGUAGACGGAUUGACGGUUGAUUGUAUGCAUGGUUGAGUUAUUCACGAUUGUAGUUUAUCUGGAAGUUGACCAUUUUAAGUGUACUGCAGCAGGCUUCCGAGUGGAACUAGUACCAAACUUUGUUACUCAACUAGUUAGCCUAUUAGAGCAGCCUUUUUUUAAAUAUUUUUCUACAACUUCCUUCGUUCGCCGAUAGCCGAGAGAAGGUUGCUAGUGAUUAAAAUGCCUGAAGUUAGCAGCAACUGCUAGCAGAGCAAACCAACAUAAGCGCGGAACGAAUUUUGCACUCGACUCCAGACUCAAAAUCGCACACAGAGAGAGAGAGAAAGACACACCCACACAGCAAUCGAAUCCAUUCCGGCUGGAUCCGAGUGCAGAGUUAAUCAUUUGUUUUGAGCCCCCAAAUAGCGCGCUUCCGUGUGUUUUCUUUUUCUGUCCCCACUUGGUCCACCCUUGGGUCCGGGUGGUAGUCCGGCAAUCACAAGUGUGACCUCCUCUCGGCUCUCAAGGCCUCAUUUCACGGCUCUUCCAAUCCGCCACUCAAAGGCAGCGGGGAUGGGAAAGCGAAACAAGCAAACAAAAACAAAAACGACCGACCAGAAGGGAACGCGAGCAGCGUCAGGAUAAGAAGCCAUCGGCUAUCGUGCAUGUUUUCUGUUGCACAUUUCCCCUAGGCUUUAGAACUCAACAAACAAGAGCACUACUGGAAAACAACAACCUGCAGCAGCAAGCAGAAGAAGAAAUCGUAUUUAUGCUAGUAAAACAAUGAAACGAAACUACUUCCAGCAAGCGGUAGGAAACUAGUGGCGAAAGAGCACAAAAAGUGGUUACUACACAAGGGAAGGUCAGAUAAAGUACUAAAACACAUGAAUAAAUCUGUAACUAUGGAUGAAAUAUUA